[Torrubiella] hemipterigena is the source of this 3066-nucleotide messenger RNA. NCBI's taxonomy places the organism in Eukaryota, Fungi, Ascomycota, Sordariomycetes, Hypocreales, Clavicipitaceae. The record is from the annotation of a GenBank genome assembly.
AUGACCAACAAAAGAAAGAGAGGUGGCAAAGAUGGUGCACCCCUAAAGACCAAGAACCAGAAGAGAGCCAAAGCCAAUAUCGGCCCUUCUAUCCCAACGCUGGUUAAGAAGCCGUUCGUCGAAUCUCCCAUUGGCGAUGAGCGCCGGCGAGAGGCUUCGCUGUAUGACCUUCUGGGCAGUGAAGAAGAGUCCGAUCGAAUUGCAGCUGCCGAUUGCAUUAUAUCGUCCUUAUUCGGCGAAGAGCCCGUCUCCGAAGCCGUACUUGUUCGACAUCUCAACCGACGUCUCUUCCGAGGCCUUGCCAGUGGCCGUAACGCUUCUAGGCUCGGCUUCAGUCUAGUAAUAACCGAAAUCCUAACCCAAUUGUUUGGUAAGGAUAAUAUUGCGGCGACCAGGUAUCCAGAGUUGACUUUUGAGAUUGUUCUGGGUUUCCUCAAAGACAAGACACAACCCGAAGGGAAUAUUCCUGGCCAAGAAGAACGAGACCACUACUUUGGACAACUCUUUGGUAUCGAAUGUUUUGUUCGAUCCCAUAUUCUCUUUUCGUCUCCGUCUAGAUGGAAUAAUGUACUGGAUUCAAUCCUGCGCCUUGCUUCGAAGAAGGUUUGGCUUCGCUCUCAGUGCGGUUGGAUCAUUGUUGAAGCCAUUGAGCAGAUGUCAGAACAAGUCGCCGAAAAUACACUUAGAAGUGUUGCGGAGGCUAACAUGGCGAAGACUCCUGAAGGAGUUGCAAUCUGGAUUGUCGCCCUGAAGAAAUACAAGGACUUGAAGGUCAAGCCUUGGAAACACCCUCUAGCAGCCAAAUCAUUUGGUGACUUGUCUGUAGUCCUCAAAGAGAAUUUCAGUGAGACUACGAGUGACACUGCCGAAAAAGGAAAUAAACAAGGCAGCUGGAGCGCCCAGUUGCCUUUUGUUUGGAACCUGCUGCUUCAGCAUUAUGGCAAAGAGGAAGAAUCGACAGACGACUUUGACCAAUUCUGGGGCCGAGUGGUUGAUGACAGCCUUUUCACCAAGACUGCUACUGAUGGACAGAAGUUCAAAGGAUUUAUGAUUUUCCAAAUGAUGUUGGAAGGCCUUGAAUCCCAAAAGACAAAAAUUAAUAAGCUGUUUGGCAAAAACUUCAUGACUUGUCUCAUGAACCAAGCUGCCAAAGAAGAUCGCUAUCUGCACAGAGCUGCUAUUAAGUCGCUUAAGUGUAUUGAAUUAAAAGCUACAGCUUUUCCAGAUAUUCUACCAACAAUACUCCAAAACCUGCUUGGCAAGUUCGGCGCCUAUAACUUUGAUCAGCGAACAUCGACAAAAACGAUAGAUAAGCUUCUCCAGAACAUAAACGAAACCAACGAGAAGAAAGUUCUCAGUGCUCUACAAAAACUAAUCUCCUCUCUCGAUGGAGAUGAUGAAGCACAAUCCCGUGCAUCUCUCCGUUGUUAUGUUGAUUACCUAGGGAAAGCACUGAGUGCUGCUACGACACCAAAGAAAGAUGACGAUAAAAAGACCGGCUCAUUGUCUUCAUACGGCCUCUUCCUCCAAGAAUUAUCAAGGGUUGCCUAUUCAAAGCCAGAAGAAAUACCCGCAGCUAUACUAACGGACCAAAUUCGUGAACAGUGUCGUUCACGGCUGGAAUCUAGCCUAGCCAAGCUCACACGUGGUGCUGACGACCUUUCAACAUUCUGUAAUGCUAUUGGUGCAAUUGACGCAACGUCCGUUCCAAUGGAAGAGGAUGUAAAGGAAGCGGCUCAGGACGCACUCGCCCGCAUGCAAAGGCUGUUAAAGAGAAAAUCAAAAACAGAAGCUGACCACAGUCUUGCUCAAGGUUUAGCGACCUUGCACGCAAUUUCUAUCUUCCAGCUGUAUAACGAGGAUCCAGAUGCCUUCCAAGCCCUUCAAGACUUGGAGCAAUAUGAUACCAGACUCAAAGCGGGCGAUAAGAGUACCGGAAGUUCCGAGCUCUUGGUUGAGAUUCUCCUCGCCAUGGUCGCGCGUCCUUCUUCUCUUAUGAGACAAGUCUCUCAACAAGUCUUUGAGUCAUUUACUUCCCAAAUUACUGCCGAUGGCCUCUCUUUGUUAACUGAUCCACUGGCCUCUGGGGAAAGCACCAAAGGCCAGCGUGAAUUGUUCAACACAGAAGAGGACGGCAUGGACAUUGAUGAGGCGGUAUCCGGAGAGGAAGAUGACGACGAUGAAGAGCAUGCCGAUGAAGACGACCACAAUGUUGUUGAUCUCGACGAUGUUUCUGAUAUUGACAUCGGGUCCGAUGUAGAAUUCGUAAACCUCGACGAAGAAGAAGCGGACGAUCAUGAAGACUCGGAGAGUGACGAUCAGGACGAUGAUGACGAUAAUGAGGAAGCAGCGGAUGCCUCUAAUGAAGACGGCCCGAUAGAACUUGACGAUCUCGUUGGAAGCAUUCUCAGAAGUCACCGGUUGGACAAAGACAUGGAUGCCAUCUCGUCGGCUUCAGAUGGUGACAUGUCCGACUCCGAAAUGCUUGCUCUAGAUGAGAAGCUUUCAGAGGUGUUUAAGAAUCGUGUCAAAGCAAAGCCCGAUACCAAGAAGCAAAAGAAAGAUGCUAAACAAUCCGUCGUCAACUUUAAGCACCGUAUUCUUGACCUCCUCGACAUCUAUGUCAAGAAUGAGGCUCUCUCGCCUCUCGCAUUUGCAGUGCUAUCGCCGCUCCUCAAUCUGAUGCGCACCACAAACACAAAGGCACUUGCGACCCGCGCUUGCGAGACUAUUCUCAACUACCAGCGAGGGCUCAAGAAGGGUCGCAAUAGCAAAGAUGCCAUGGACUCUAACAAUGAAACGGACUUGCCCGCUCUUCUCAUCGAGAUCCACGACGCUGCUGGCCAAGACAACUCGCACGCAUACACCAAGGCAGCCAGCGCCGCAAGUUUGAUCCUUGCCUCAGCCAUGUAUGCUGCUGAUGCAGCCAGCAUCAAACAAGUUGCUGCGUUGUAUGCCAGUACGCAGUCGCGGUGGGUGCUUGGUGAAGCACAGCUGCAAAGCUCCUUUUUUGCGGACUGGAAUAACUGGUGUCAAAAUCAUGCUUCGCAGGCUCGUUCUUCGUAA